AUGGCUUCUUCACUUAAAGCACAAUUGGCGCAGAUUGCGACCAACUCAACCAAUUCAUUAAAUCUCAAGGCGCAAAAGGCUGCGCAUUCAAAGUCUCUGAUUUUUGAACCUAGAGUAGCGGCAUCACAAAGUUUCGACACACUCUACCCAUUAUGUCACGAAGGAUUUCAAGAACUAUGUCUACUCGACGGUCGGUUCCUCGAGUUCCAGAAGACAAUCUUCAGCGAACAAAGUCAGACGGUGGAUCGUACACAGCUGCCAGUGGCAGAGAUUUCCGAAUUAGACAAACGGCUGGAAGCAUUCUUGGGAUUGGUCGGUGGCCGUCUACGUCUGAAUCCAGCAAUCAAAGCAGUUGAAUGGUUGGUGAGAAGAUUCAGAAUUCACGAGUACAAUACAUCUUUUUUCUUGACAACUUUCUUACCAUACCAUACCCUACCUAUAUUUACCACACUCCUUUCCUUAAUACCAUCGAAGAUUCCGGCAGAAUAUCAAUUUUUAGCACCAUAUAUUCGAUCCUUGACCCAACCACAAAGAAGGCCAAUUGUCACAGCUGCGACUGAUAGCACUAUUUUCGCCUCGACACUCAAUGCAUAUGUUUUGCGUAUAUGUAAAGCUAGGCAGCAUUAUCCUGCUCUUCUAGCUUUUUGGGCUGGUAUCAUGACUGAGGCUACGAGUAACAUGCUGGACAAGGCUCGCUCUGGGAGAAGAGGAGUUCAACAACAAAACGAGCAGGAUGUGAUAAUGAGAUUGCUACCAACUCUCAACGAAGGUCUUUCGAUGCAAAAGGUCCCGGACUUGCGAAUUGGAUGUUACAUGAUCUUGUCAAUCUUAGCUUCCAAAGGAGGAUUGGACGACAAACUCCUGACAGCAAUGAUGGAAGCAUUGGUUCUUGGUUGGACUAGCGAAACCGUUCGUCCUGGACUGGUCUGUCUUUCAAUUUUGGCACAACACAGGGGCGCAAAGCAAAUCACAAGACGUGUAACCAAAGAGCUGCUCAAGGUUCCGGAUCUUGCAACUCAAUUGAUCGAAUUAGGAAAAGAGCGACGAAUCGACCGACUUUCCAAUGGACUAUGUCUUUCCCUUGUUGACAGAAUAAGUAAAAGCGGAGAGGUUCAAGGUCUUCCAACCAUCGAAAAGAUUGUGGAACAUGGUCUUCUUAGCGAUGCGCAAACUUCUGUGGUUGUGAAGCAUCUACUGCUGGUGGCGCAUCGUGUUGAUGAUGCUACAGAUUCCGAGAAGAACACUCGAGCGCAUCUCGCAUCAUCUCUUGUUGCGCUAACACAACUUUCUGGUCACGUAGGGACUGUUAUUCAAGGUGCAUUAAAAGAGACGGAUGUUGAUAUGGAUGAAUUAGAGCUGAAGCUCUCCACCACAAUUAGGCGAAUAGAAGCAGCAAAAGAGGCAGAUGAAGAUGUGGUAAUGGGAGAUGAUGAUACGAAAACAGAAUCUCGACCCGAUUUCCGACAACUAAUUGAAAAGCUUCCACAAAGCAGUGAUAAGGAGACCUCGUUCUUAGCGCAUGGUGCUUCCCGCAUCUACCAAGAUUUGUGUCAAGCAUUUUUGGUCGCCGCAGUUAAUGCCGGCGACUUGGAUGUAUUUGAUGAGCUACCUAUCAUGAAUCGCGCAAGUGCCCUGGAAAAAACUCUAUAUCUCACAUUUUAUAUUAGGAUUUGGUGCGGCCCUUAUCCGGUCAUGGCCCGAGUUUCUGCACUUCACUUGGUUGCUCGAUACUUAUCAGGACAUGACAAUGCAAGCGUGGAUAUCCAAGGAAUCAUACCAUAUGUGAUUUCAGCGCUGGCGGAUCCUGCGCCUAAGGUUCGUCGUGCCGCAGCAGAGCUAAUCCUCAAAAUUGAGACGUUUUACCCGGCUGGCGCAAUCACAAAGAAAGCUUCUAGCUCCCGACAACAAUGGGCAUUCGACGAUAUCUAUGGCCCAGGUGAAGAAACUCGAGAGACGAAAUGGUUGUCAAUUGAUAACGCUACUCGUCUUUUGAGAGAGGUUUUAGUUCCAGCUUUAGAAGAAUGUGUUCUCGAUAAAACCCACAUUGAGUCUGUAGUGGAACAGUCUUUGAAUAGUCCUCGUGCUUCUGCAGAGUCCAACAAGAAGAAUGAAGUACGCUUGACUCAAACUACGCGCGCCUCGAUUUUGUCAUUCCUAUCCAGUCACGUCAUUCACACACCUGUAUAUCCGGUCAAACUCAGACUUCUUGUCAUUCUCAAUCACGUUCGUAGCAUUGCUAGCACUACUAGAACCAAAGUUCUACUUCCAGUACUUGAACAAUGGGCAUCCCUCAGUCCAGAAGUAGCAUUGCAACACUCGAAAGAUGAACAAUUUGCCAUGGCAGACUUCGAUAAACAAGCAGCUGCGACCGUUGUGGCUAAUGACAAAGAAGGCUUGCAAUUCUUCACUCAAAUUGUUCACGGCGAAAUUGCUUCGGGCCGCCCUACCCUUCUUGAGGCCGUAUUUGCAAGACUGCGUGAGAUGUGGACGUCUUUGAAGGGUGAUGUGCAGCUGCAGACAGCUCAAAUGUUGAUGGACGCUUCCCAAUCUUCAUCUGAGGGAUCUAUCAAAUCAGCGGAAGAAGCUUUAGAACUCCUGCGAAACGCUCCUCUUUCAACAGAAAUUCUUCUUUCUUUCCUCGAUCAAUUGCCCACGACGGCGAAACUUACAGAUGCUCCACCUGCAAGUAAAAAACGGCGUACUAGCCACGGCGAAGUUGCUAGAACUUCUUUACAGGACCCCAAACAACUUGCGGCUGCUAUACGCCAAGUUACAUUUGUUUUGCAACUCAUCGAUACUUCUGAUCCAGGAAACCAUCCAGAACUUCUCAAGGGUCUUUUUAACACCUUGGCAGAACUUCAGCACUUCAAGGUUCAAGUUUCAUCCGAACUUGCAUAUCUCCAAGAUUUAGUUUUGAAUAGCCUACUAUCAAUUCUGAAAGCACACAAGGCCAACCCAGACAUGGAGUUAGACCAUUCUGAUAUCCGAGCCGAUUUACUUGUCGAUUGCGUCCAGAAAACAGCCAGUCCACAGGUACAGAACGGUGCUUUAUUGAUGAUUGCUGCACUUGCAGACAUCGCACCAGAAGUUGUGCUCCACAGUGUUAUGCCCAUCUUUACCUUUAUGGGAAGCUCAGUACUAAGACAGAAUGAUGAUUAUUCUGCACAUGUCAUUAGUCAAACCAUUCGUGAGGUCAUUCCACCUCUUAUCACCUCGCUUCGAAAAGACAAAGGCAACCCCGUUACAGGGGCUGCUGAGUUGCUCUUGAGCUUUGUUGCGGCGUAUGAGCAUAUUCCUGUGCACCGUAGAAAGGGAUUGUUUAUUUCUUUGGUCCAAACUCUCGGAGCAGAAGAUUUCCUAUUCGCGUUAUUAAUCAUGUUGGUGGAUAAAUAUGGUGUCAGCGAUGAUAUUAAAUCCUUCUCUGCGGAGCUGACCAAUGCAUUCAGCGUGGAGGUUCAACUUCAGUCUGCAAUUAAAUACCUCGAGCUGAUUGAUGAUCUCUUGGCUCCCCAGCCAACAUUUUCGCUGAUUCUACUGGGAGCUCACGAGAAGAUUGACCCACAACGUGCAGCUCUCCAUGAACUCACGCUUCUUCCGCACAUACUCUCGCAACGACGAUUGAUUACACAAACUGCAAAACUUCUUGAUCGAGACGAUAUGGACGCUGCUAGAAUUCGCGAGCUCUACUCCACUUUACUGGAAAACUUGUUGGUCUUGACAGAAUCCCUAAAAGACAAGAAGGCAAUGCACAAUACUUGUGGAGACAUUCUAGAAAGUAUUUUGGGUCUCCUUUCCACAAGCGAAUUUGUCAAAUCAGUCGAAGGACUCUUGGAUAGACCUAAUGAGGACUUGCGACGAAAGAUUUUGCGCUCUUUACAGGUUCGCAUCGACCAGGAAAGCGCAUCAGAUGCCGUUUCAAGAGUUGCAAUGCUUGGGUUCUUACCCCAGCUUACCUCAAUCAUUCGAGAGUCUACUGACAUGCCUUAUAAGCGUACUGCUGUGGCUUGUGUUGAGAAAAUCUCAGAGAAAUAUGGAAAAAAGGAUCUCGAAGCUGUGUCUGCAGCAGCAGAAACCAUUGCAAGUAAUCAUUGCUUGGGCCAGAGUGAUGCUGGCUUGCAAAUUAUGGCUCUUCUGUCCUUAGCUUCUUUGGUAAAGAUUUUGCGAGAAGGUAUAGUUUCUGUGUUGCCUGUUGCCAUUCCAAAGGCUUUGGAGUACAUCAAAUCAAGCAUCGAAGACACUGUUGAGGCUCAGAAACUCCACAACGCUGGAUACACUUUUAUAAGCGCUCUCGUACAACACCUUCCAUACAUGAUUACAGGCGGAUAUCUCGAUACCCUUUUUUCAAUCUCGAACAACUCAGCAGAGGCUGAGCUCGAAGACGAGGCAGAUGAAAUCAGAGAAAAUUGUCUUCACUUGGCUGCAAAGCGUGUGGAUGCUAAGAGUAUGUUCGUUGCCUUGGAGAAGAACUGGGCGCAAGCAGUAACGGCAGGAACUUGGGCUAUCCGUGAGCAACUUGAGAUGCUUAGCAUGUCAAUCAAAGCUCAUCCAAAGAGUGUUGUCUCCAAACAUUCCACUGUACUUGCAAAGAUAUUCCAAAACGCGUUCGAUCUUCGAAGACACUUGUCUAACGCGGAUGAUUAUGACCAAGGCGACGAGACUAUUUCAGAAAUAGAAGGACAGGUGAACGAAGUCGCUUUAGAGAUGAUCUACAAGUUCAACGAUUCGACAUUUAGACCUAUAUUCUCCAACCUGGUUGAAUGGGCGUCAACAUCAUUGCCCAAGAAAGAUAAGUCUGGCAGAAACCUGCGUUUGCAGAGUGUUUACGGGUUUAUGGCCGUUUUCUUUGGCAACCUCAAGUCAAUCGUCACAAGCUAUGCCACGUACUUGCUUGAUAAUGCCGUAUUGGUCUUGAAAGAGACCGAUAUUAAGAAUGACGCUUCGAGAGAAUUAUGGACAAGAGUUCUUCGAGCUUUGAUACCAUGUUUCGAGCACGACCUUGAUGACUUUUGGCAAUCUCCAGCUCAUUUCAAGGCAAUCGCUCAUGUCUUGUGUGAUCAAUUUGGGAACGCCUCCGGAUUACCUUUGAUCGAUGAACUUGUUCCCGCUAUCGUUGAACUUGCUGCUGCCGCUGAUUCGUCGGAUCAUCAUAAGGAACUCAACGGGAUGAUCUUAAAGCAUUUCCGCUCAGAAGUAUCUAGUGUUAGACUCGCAGCAGUCAAGUGCGAGCAAGCGUUGACGGAUAGAUUGGGAGAGGAAUGGUUGGCUAUGUUACCAGAAAUGUUGCCAUUCAUUAGUGAGCUCCAAGAGGAUGAUGAUGAGAUAGUAGAGAAGGAGACGAAUCGCUGGAUUGUUAAGAUCGAGGGGGUGUUGGGAGAGAGUCUGGACUCCAUGCUUCAAUAA
Molecule: messenger RNA, 5400 nt
Organism: Botrytis sinoallii
Lineage: Eukaryota; Fungi; Ascomycota; Leotiomycetes; Helotiales; Sclerotiniaceae
Exons: 3
Coding region: 1-5400 (1799 amino acids)
Biological process (GO): positive regulation of transcription by RNA polymerase I; maturation of SSU-rRNA from tricistronic rRNA transcript (SSU-rRNA, 5.8S rRNA, LSU-rRNA)
Cellular component (GO): t-UTP complex; small-subunit processome; 90S preribosome
Molecular function (GO): snoRNA binding
Source: RefSeq, a predicted model, not a curated record